Leucoraja erinaceus (little skate) is the source of this 1256-nucleotide messenger RNA. RefSeq names its product upper zone of growth plate and cartilage matrix associated a (gene ucmaa). Bases 41 to 478 code for a protein of 145 amino acids. NCBI's taxonomy places the organism in Eukaryota, Metazoa, Chordata, Chondrichthyes, Rajiformes, Rajidae. Gene Ontology annotation, biological process: regulation of osteoblast differentiation; embryonic skeletal system development. The record is from RefSeq and is a predicted model, not a curated record. The transcript is spliced from 4 exons. Gene Ontology annotation, cellular component: extracellular matrix.
UGUCUGUGUGUCUGUAUCAGAGUCUCUCCCCGGCUCCACGAUGCGCUGCCGCCGGCUCUUGUUGCUCAGCUCAGCCCUCUUCGCCCUCCUGCUCGCCGUGUUGAGCCGCAGCGAUGGGGCGGUUCUGCGCCCGGACCCGGGGUCUCCAGCGGCCGGAGUCAGUGGCCCGGGAGCGGGGGAAAGUUCCCUCGGGCCCCGGCGGCGACUGUUCGUGUCGGGAGAGGUCGCGUCUACAUUCCUGAAACGUCGGAGCAAGCGCUCGACCAGAGGCGAGCUGGCCGCCGAGAAGAGACAGAGGCUUUCUGCUGACGAGCGACGGAAGGAAUAUCACGAGGAACAGUUGAAUGAGUGGGAGAACUACGUGGAGGAGGAACAAGAUGAACAAUAUGAAAGGAAUCGUGAGAAGGUAGAAUCGUGGCGUCAGUGGCAUUAUGACGGCCUUUACCCUUCGUACCAGUACAACCGACACGUCUAUUAAACAAAAAGCCACAAGCCAGUGUGUCUUGGAGUGAAGAUGCAACGGAUGGUUUAAGCAAGGUCGUGUCUUUUACAGCUUCACUAAAGUAGCAGAAAAAUCAUACUAGACCCUAGCUUCUAGAUGUGUAGGAAGGAACUGCAGACGCUGGUUUAAACCAUAGACACAAAAUGCUGGAGUAACUCAGUGGGACAGGCAACAUCUCUGGAGAGAGGGAAUGGGUGACGUUUCGGGUCGAGACUGGUUUGGGAUUAGGGAAAUGAGAUCUAGACAGUGGCCGUCUCUAAAUCUCUCUUCUGUCUCAUCCCUAACCAGUCUGAAGAAGGGUCUCGACCCGAAACGUCGCCCAUUCCCUCUCUCCAGAGAUGCUGCCUGUCCCGCUGAGUUACUCCAGCACUUUGUGUCUACUCUAGCUUCUAGAGGCCAUUUACUGCUUUGGUAAAUACAGUAUCUUCACCUUUUUAUUCAUAAAUUAGGAAAUUAAGAUUUUUAAAAUUAAGGUUAAUGUUAUAUUCUGAAAGAAAUAUAAUAAGUGUGGGAAGAGGUGGCCUUUCUCUUGAAACAGGCAGUUUCUCUUAAGCCAGUGUCGGCCUCUUAACAUCUUUUCCCUGGGCCUAGGUUCAAACUAAAUCAUUUAGCAAAUGGUAACAAGCUUGAAAGAUUAGCAUUUUUCUCUCCUAAUAUUUGUGCUAUAUAAUUUCCUUUUUAUUUUAUUACCUAGUGUAUGUAAUCUGUACCUCAACUGCAUGUAGAAUGCUUCAGAAUAAACAUUAAACGCCAA